Messenger RNA from Geodia barretti, 1038 nucleotides. Lineage: Eukaryota; Metazoa; Porifera; Demospongiae; Tetractinellida; Geodiidae. The record is from the annotation of a GenBank genome assembly.
AUGAUGACGCAAACCAACGGUCUCGGCAGAUUCGAAAUCGCGUUGUUGGUGGGAACUCGCAAGGGCGGGUUCGUGCUGUCUGGCGGCGCGGAGCGAAAACACUGGGAGCUGUCCGAAGUUCACUGCCGCGGCGGGGAUGUGUACCAUAUAGCGUAUGACGGGCGCAACGGCAGCACCGUUUAUUCCGCGGUCAACUACACGAUUUGGGGCGCGGAAAUCCACAUCAGCCACGACCUAGGUGAGACUUGGACGACUGCCGAGACGCCGCCUAAGUUCACGGAUAGGGACGGAAAGACGCUCAACAAGAUUUGGCACGUCGAGCCGGGCAGGGCCAGCGAACCCGAUGUGCUUUAUGCAGGUGCGGAUCCCGCCUCGCUGUUCAUGAGUGAUGACGGCGGCAUGAACUGGCAGGAGAUACGCAGCGUCGCCGACCAUCCCACGAGCAAACACUGGUUUCCGGGCAUGGGCGGCCUAUGCCUACACAGCAUGGCGCUUGACGAGCUCAACCCGGCGCGUAUGUGGGUAGGCAUUUCGGCUGCAGGGGUUUACGGCACGAGUGACGGCGGCGAGAGCUGGAAGCCGUUGAAUAAGGAGUGCGCGCCGACUUCAUUCCUGAUGAGCGACGAUGGAGGCAAGGUCUGGAUCGACAUUACGGAUGGACUGCCUUCGCGCUUCGGGCUUGCGCUUGGGCUGCACCCGCAUGACCCGAAUAGGCUGUAUGUGUUGCCGGAAGACAAUGCCAUCGCAGACGACGAAGUAGGCGGCGAGUUCCGUAUCGUGAGCGGAAACAAGUUCCGAGUGUUUCGCAGUCGCAACGGCGGCGGAGACGGGGAGGCUCUGACGAAUGGUCUGCCGCAGAAGAACGCCUACCUGCACAGCAUGCGCGAGGGCAUGGCAACAGACAAUCUGGAUCCGUGCGGCGUCUAUGUUGGCACGACGAACGGGCAGAUAUUCUACAGUCGCGAUGAGGGCGACAUCUGGGAGUUGCUGAUAGACAACUUGCCGCCGAUAAACUCGGUGGAGGUGGCGCAGUUCUGA